Messenger RNA from Dimorphilus gyrociliatus, 1550 nucleotides. NCBI's taxonomy places the organism in Eukaryota, Metazoa, Annelida, Polychaeta, Dinophilidae. The record is from the annotation of a GenBank genome assembly.
CAUUUGUUCAUCAACCGUCAAAAUGGCAACUAUGUUUUAUCACGUUUUUACCAAUCCCGAAUUUCGAGCAGCUGCUCAAUUUGAACACGAGAUAAAGGAGCAUGCAAUAUGCAAAUCCGACGUAAGAUUAGAUGGUAAAGUUGCUCUUGUUACUGGAGGAACUUCUGGAAUAGGGAAAGAAUGUGUAAGAGAGUUCGUGCGAAGGGGCGCAAAAGUUAUUUUACCUUGUAGAUACAGACCGAAAGGUAAAGCUGCGAAAGAAGAAAUUGAAAACGAUACUGGCAAGUUCGGUCAAGUAAUUCUUAUGGAUUUGGAUUUAUCGUCGAUGAAAAGUGUACGAAAAUUUGCUGAUCAAUUUAACAAACAGGAGAGUAGGCUAGAUAUCUUAAUAAAUAAUGGCGGCAUAAUGAAAGCAUUGAACACUCAUACAAGUGAAGGUUUUGAAACUAUUAUUGCAACAAAUUAUCUUGGUCACUUUCUUCUCACGCACCUAUUAAUGGAUCUAUUGAAGAAAAGUGCUCCAAGUAGAAUAAUAAACGUUUCUUCUUCGGCUCACUUUUCUGGAACAGAUAUGAUGUUUAAAGAUUUUCAUAUCAAAUCAGGUUGUUUUGGACCUUCGAAUUUUUAUCUCUAUUGCAGAAGCAAAGCGGCUAACGUUAUGCACGCAAGACAAUUGCAAGAACUUUACGGAAGUACUAUAUUUCUUUCAUUAAUAAAACUUCAUGAUCAUUGCUGCUCAUUUAAACAAUUAUUUCCAUAGACUUAGGCGUAACAGCGUAUAGUUGCCAUCCAGGUACAGUCCAUACAGAAAUUACGCGAUACUAUACAUUUCUUAAUGACUUUUCAAGCUACAUUCUCUUUAAGGUAAUUUUAUAAAGAUGACAUACCGUUUAAUCUCUUAAUACUAUCAUAAUUCUAAUUUUCUUUUUAAAUUAGUAGAUAUGGUAAAAGUACUGUUAUAGUAUUUAACAUACUAACUAUCAGUGUUAUAUAGCACUAUUGUUUUAUCCGUUAGCAUGACUAAGCUCUUUGAAGAGCUAAAUAUAUAAAAAGUUUAGAUAGAUAAUUAACUUGUAACAUUUCAAUUCAAUUUUUAAAAUAUAUAAUUUAUCUUUUUUAAACAGACUCUUGAUUGUUGGAAUCCAAUGGUGCAAAUUGGUAAAACACCUAAACAAGGCUCUCAAACUCCUCUAUAUUGUAGCUUGCAAAGAGGCUUAGAAUCGAAAGCAGGCAGAUAUUUUGUAGAAUGCGAGGAGUACGAGAUGUCAAAAUUGUGUAAUGAUGACAAAGCUUGCAAAGUCUUAUGGGAUUUCACCAAAAAAGAACUUGGAAUCGAAUAAGUCAGUGCACCCUUCAUGAACUGAUACAUUUUUUUUUCUUUGCAAUGAUCGUACUUGCUGAUCUAAUAAGAAGAUACUUUAUCAUUUUUAUAUCAUUCUAAGACAUUAUAGUCAUAUAACAAAAUUAUCGAACUAAUUCGUUGCGUAGAGGUUUCUAUUGAUGAAUAAACACUAUUAGUUUAGAAAUAAAUGCAUGACUGGCUCCGCAAG